AAUCUGGCAAUAGUAGCAGAAACCGGGCAAUUGCCUUUUCCAAAUAGCAAAUGGUAUAAUGACUUCGAGCUACACCUACAAAAUACUCUCUGGUACUUAAUGGACAUCAAUUGGCAUCAAUUGAUCACUACAAGAAACCGAGUACUCCUACCGAUAAACCUCAGCAUGCAAAUCGAAAGAUAUUCCACACUGCAAUUGCAACCCUAUCGGUGCAGUCACCACCACGGUCGCAAACCAACACAGUCACCAAUACACCAACACAAGCCAACAUGUUGUCAGUACAUAGUUUUUGCAAUCAAAGCUUAUCAUUCAAAAGCUUUGGCUUCAGACAAAAUUUAGCGGGUAACUCCUUUUUUGUCACGUUGGCCACGACCUUUUCCUCAAAAUUAGUUAGCAGUAAGUGAGCACU
Messenger RNA from Hyphopichia burtonii NRRL Y-1933, 409 nucleotides. RefSeq lists its product as uncharacterized. Lineage: Eukaryota; Fungi; Ascomycota; Pichiomycetes; Serinales; Debaryomycetaceae. The record is from RefSeq and is a predicted model, not a curated record. The transcript has a single exon. The coding region runs from base 100 to 339 and encodes 79 amino acids.